Molecule: messenger RNA, 1857 nt
Organism: Sinocyclocheilus grahami
Lineage: Eukaryota; Metazoa; Chordata; Actinopteri; Cypriniformes; Cyprinidae
Product: gamma-glutamyltranspeptidase 1-like
Exons: 9
Coding region: 1-1260 (419 amino acids)
Biological process (GO): peptide modification; glutathione catabolic process; regulation of immune system process
Cellular component (GO): plasma membrane
Molecular function (GO): glutathione gamma-glutamate hydrolase
Source: RefSeq, a predicted model, not a curated record
AUGGUGCAGAAGUCUACUGUGGUGGGCCUCACCUUGCUGCUGCUGGCUGCAGUUGGAACGUUUUUGGCCGUUUUCUUUUCGGUGCAGGGCAAGAAGGCCUCUCCUGAGCCUGAACCUGAAAAGGGUUACUUCAAGGCAGCGGUGGCAGCAGAUGCUGGGACUUGCUCAGAGAUCGGCAGGGAUAUCCUGAAGAGAGGUGGUUCCGCUGUAGAUUCUGCCAUUGCUUCUCUGCUGUGCGUGGGAUUGAUGAAUGCCCACAGCAUGGGCAUCGGAGGAGGGCUCUUCUUCACUAUUUAUGAUGCCAAAACAGGAAAAGUCGAAACCAUCAAUGCACGUGAGACGGCUCCUGCAAAUUCAACCAAAGACAUGUAUGGAAAUAGUACGGAACUUUCCCAGAAAGGUAUCUAUUUGAGAACUUAUUCUCUUUCCUCAGGUUAUAACUUCAGUUCAGACAGUGUCUCCACCACUGAAAAUAAAGUCCUCACCUAUCAUCGCAUAGUAGAGGCGUUCCGGUUUGCGUAUGCCAAGAGGAGCGUCUUGGGGGAUCCAGAAUUUCUCAACAUCUCCAGUUUCAUCCAGAACAUUACCUCAAAGGACUACGCUGACAUGAUACUCCAGAAGAUCACAGAUAAUACGACUCAGCAAGAGAGCUACUACGAACCCGAGUUCUACCUUCCCGACGAUCACGGCACAUCACAUGUGUCAGUGGUGGCAGAGGACGGCAGUGCGGUCGCCGCCACCAGCACCAUCAACCUAUAUUUUGGCUCCAAGUUUAUGUCAAAUUCAACGGGAAUUAUACUGAACAACGAGAUGGAUGACUUCAGUUCUCCCUUGAUCACUAAUAACUUUGGAGUUCCUCCUUCUCCCAACAACUUCAUCGUCCCACAUAAAAGGCCCAUGUCUUCUAUGUGUCCUGCCAUUCUGCUAGACAAAAACAAUAAGGUUAAAAUGGUGGUUGGAGCCUCUGGAGGAACAAAGAUCACCACAGCAGUGGCCGAGGUGAUCUUAAAUGCACUGUUCUUUGACUAUGACCUGAAGAAAGCGAUAGAAGACCUGAGAAUUCACAAUCAACUCAGUCCAAACACCACGCAAGCUGAGCCUGACUUUGACAAGGCCAUUUUGGAGGGUCUUGCCAUGAAGAACCAUGUAAUAGAGGUGUUGAAGUCCAUGGGCGCGGUGGUUCAGGCCGUGGUGCGGUACAGUGCUGGCCUCAGCGCUGAGUCAGACCCCCGUAAGGGAGGAUAUGCAGCUGGGUACUGACAUCCGACUCAGCGAUCCGAGUCUCCGGUCCAUCUGGAGGCAAUGGAGAUGCUACUUUCGAGACCCCAAGGACACUUUCCCCUCAUGCUGCUCUGAAACAACCAAGUGCCUCCAUCAGAGAUCCUACAGGCGAAUCAGCGCCGGACAAUCCAAAGCUCCGGUAAUGUUGAUCUCUGCACAAUCCAUAUUCAGUAAAAGAGGAAUAAAACACAUUCAAAUACACUCCCAGUGGAAACACAACAUCAUUGUUUCUUCCAAUGACAUCAGUUAAUCUCUACAGAUCUACAGAUGUUACUGCGGGGUGGUAUGGUAUUUAUUUCUGCAAAUAAACAUGUUGUGAUGGCGAUUAUGAACUUUCUAGCAUGACUUCUGUCCAUACUGAGAUUUACAUCCUGGCAAGAGACAUUUUUUGUUCAAGACUUAGCAGGAGCAUCUCAGGGGAGGAAGUUUUAAUCAAGCUUCUAAUAAGAGCUGAAGCGUGAACAAGAGUUGAAAUGCUCGUUUUAAUGUCCCACGAGUAUGUGGUCCUACCCACAGGCACCGGCCUAACAUCAAGCAGCAUCAUUAAUGCUGAAGUUGUAGGGGAUAGAGAUAAAU